AUGAACACUUGUGUUUGUAGCUCACGAAUAACGUACAUUGACGGAGCAAAAGGGAUUCUCAGGUAUCGCGGCUACCCUAUCGAGACGUUGGCAGAGAGAGUGUGUUUCGAAGAAUGCGCUUUUCUCUUAAUGUAUGGAGAGCUUCCCUCUGCUUCUCAAUUGGCGGCCUACGCUGCAACGCUUAGGAGGCUUGCGGAUAUUCCCACAGAUUUGAGACGACUAAUUAAAACUUUCCGACCUGACGCACAUCCUAUGGGCAUGCUGAUGUCUUGCUUGGCUGCUGCUGGGACGGUAUUUCCGGAAGCAAAUCCUUGUAUCGCCGGUCAAACUGUAUACAAAGAUGUCCUUGUCAGGAACAAGCAUUUACUUCAGGUUCUGGCAAUGAUGCCUGCUAUUGCAGCGAACAUUCAACGUCAUCGGCAGGGUCUACAGCUUGUCAGUCCAGAUCCCAAACUCGGUUUCACAGCUAGCUUCAUGGCAAUGAUGGACAAGCGAGGGAAUAACCAAUGCUCGCCCCAUCCAGUUCUCGUCAAGGCGAUGGAUAUUUUGUUUAUCCUUCAUGCGGAUCACGAGCUAAACUGCAGUACCGCGGCUGCUCGCCAUGUGGCAUCUUCAAAUGCCGACAUAUACACUUCAAUGGCAGCUGCAACCGGAGCUCUCUAUGGGCCACGCCACGGCGGAGCAAACGAGGCUGUGGUCCGCAUGCUAGAGCGCAUUAAGUCAAUCGAUGCCGUACCAGCAUUCAUUGCAAGAGUAAAAGAGAGAAAGGAGAAACUCAUGGGUUUCGGGCAUCGAGUCUAUAAAAGCUACGACCCGAGAGCGAACAUAAUCCGUCAAGUGGCAGAACUAGUUUUCAAAGUUGUAGGAGACUCGCCGCUUAUUGAAGUUGCUCGAGAACUCGAACGCGUGGCCGUGAAGGACCCUUAUUUUACUACACGUCGUCUCUAUCCAAACGUCGACUUCUACAGCGGUAUUAUUUACAAAGCAAUGGGCUUCCCUAUUGAUUUUUUCCCACUGCUCUUCGCCAUUCCGCGAACAGCUGGAUGGACUGCCCAUUUCAAUGAAUUCAUAAACGAUCCGGAAAACCGUAUAGCACGGCCUUUCCAAGUAUACUUGGGGCACGGCCUCCGAAGCGAGGUGCCUCCCAUCGAAGAGAGACAAGAGGUCAGCGUGAUGAGCUUGAAGACACUUUGGUGCUGA
This is a messenger RNA of Neospora caninum, 1200 nucleotides long. Its product is annotated as Citrate synthase, related. The transcript has 8 exons. The record is from RefSeq and is a predicted model, not a curated record. The coding region runs from base 1 to 1200 and encodes 399 amino acids. Gene Ontology annotation, molecular function: acyltransferase activity, acyl groups converted into alkyl on transfer. Lineage: Eukaryota; Apicomplexa; Conoidasida; Eucoccidiorida; Sarcocystidae. Gene Ontology annotation, biological process: tricarboxylic acid cycle.